AUGUCUGCGAAAAUGACAGUAACUUGCCUACCAGACUCUCCCGAGUCGCUAUCUCCUUCCCCAUCCACCCAUGCGGCAAACUGGUCGUCUCUCCUUAAGCCCCUUUCUGCAUUCCCCACCCCGCCAGAUUCAAUUGAGGCGGAUUCUUGGGGUCUGGAAAGUGAUAGAAAGGUCACUACGAAGAAGACAGCACAAACAACCAGCUGGCAAACACCAAAUAUUACGGCCUCUGCCAAUUUCCUAAUCACUUUGCUGCCGCCUUCAUGUAAGGCGCCGAGGUCUUCGACCAUCAUCCCCCAAAUUCUCUACAGGGGUCAGCACCUCUUUACUCCUUACACCAUUUCCAUGGCUGGUUGUAUUCUCGACGCCCUUUCUUCGAAGUUCUGUCAUACUCUUCUACAACACCCAACAAUCCCCAGGAUCCGCCGAGCUUCAUCCUUCAUGGCAGCAGUUCACGACGGUAGCUUUGGAGAAUUGACAAUUGCUACUACCCUUUUAAUAGCAACCAAGUUCUUGAACGACAGACCGCCACACAACAUUCACUUUGCAACACAAGUCUUCGACGGCGCAUUCUCAGUCGACAUGUUGACAGUGACAGAAAGGGUUAUUCUUGAGGAUGUCAACUAUAGACUCGGCUAUCUCUGCGCAGAGGGAGUGGUUGGUGAAAAGCUAGAUCGAUUGGAAAAAUGCAUCGAGGAAGAAAAGAAGAAGGUUUUAUGUGGCACCACGGGACUAGAGGAACUCGAACUCGAAUUGGAUUUCGAUGAUUUGGAGGUCAUCGAUGACGACGACAUUGUCGACGAAAGCAGAAUGCUUGCGCCGUUCGAGAUGGAUGAAGAUUUCGACUUUGAUGACGAUGAUGACGAUGAUGACGAUGAAUGA
Messenger RNA from Orbilia oligospora ATCC 24927, 882 nucleotides. RefSeq lists its product as uncharacterized. The record is from RefSeq and is a predicted model, not a curated record. The coding region runs from base 1 to 882 and encodes 293 amino acids. The transcript has a single exon. NCBI's taxonomy places the organism in Eukaryota, Fungi, Ascomycota, Orbiliomycetes, Orbiliales, Orbiliaceae.